CGGUGAAUUCAGUGAUCAUGGGGCAGAUGCAGAUUUACCUUGUUGUUUUCUGGGCAUUGCUUCUCAUGACCGUUGCUGGAGAGGAUGACAUAGGCUCAGUAAAAGAGUGUGAGAAUGCUCCCUUUGUUCCAGGACACAAUCUCGCUGGAGAGGGAUUUGAUAUUGUGACCCUGGAGCGAAAAGGUUCUUAUGUGAUCAAUACAGAAACAUGGGAUUUAGGAAACGGCACUUGUAAAUUGCGCAAAAACAAGUACAUGAAUGGAAUAAAACAGAAGCUACCAGCUGCAGUUGUAGAUUGGAGGGCCUUGCCAAAGUGUUCAAUGAAAGUCUCCAGUCAGAUCUAUGAAUCAAGUGAAGCACUGGUCAAUGAUUCAUCAUCAGCAAUCUCGGCCAGCUGGAAAAAUGGUUUAGAUUUCAAGGCAGGUGGAGCUGCAUUUGGAAGCACUCAUUCCUGGGAAGCAAGUUUUGCAAUGAAAAAAUCAAAAGCAGACAAAUACAGUUUCACCAAACAUGAAGUUGCAUGUCGUUUUUACAGAUAUCGUGUAGCUGCAAAGCCCCCUCUUCAAGCAGAGUUUCUUGAAGCGAUCAAAUCACUCCCUGCAUCCUACGAUCCAGACGCCUACCGCAACUUGAUCUCAACAUAUGGCACUCACUAUACCACAAGUGUCAAGUUAGGAGGGCAAAUGAAAGCCAUAACAGCCAUCAAAAGCUGUCAGGCAACAAUGAGUGGCCUUACAGACGCUGCAGUGAAAGACUGUUUGGAUGUAGAAGCCUCUGGUUCACACAAAGGAGCAACUAUGACGGCAGAGACACAUUUUUGUCAAGAACAAAAAAAGAAGAUGCACACAAAUGAAAAGUUCAGCUCCAUGUUCAAUGAUCGUAAAAUGGAAAUUAUUGGAGGAGACAAAAAUGGAGAAGAUCUACUUUUUUCAUCACACCCAAAUUCCCUUAAAAAAUGGGUCGAGUCUUUGAAGAAUCUCCCUGAAGUUGUGCAUUACUCUCUGAAACCCCUCCAUUUCUUACUGAGUGCUAAACACCCUGCAAGGAAAGGACUGAAGAAAGCUGUUGAAAAAUAUAUCAUUCAAAAUGCCCUCAUGAAGGUUUGCUCUGAGCCUUGCAAGAUUGGCAGGAAGUGCAGCCCAAGAGACCGAUGUGCUUGUGUUUGUGAAAGUAGUCAAGUUAUAAAGUCUAACUGCUGUCCAGCUGCAAGAGGACUUGCAACCCUGAAAGUCUACAAUCUCAGAGCCAAAGGUCUGUAUGGAGAUAGAUUUUCACAAACAGAUGGCACUGUAACUGUUACAUAUGAUCACAUAACCAGGCGCACUCGGACUAUUAGUAAUAAUGACAAUCCACGUUGGCCAGAAAGAUUUGAGUUUGGUCCCAUUAAGAUCAGAAUGGCUAACAAAAUAACUUUUACAGUAUAUGAUGCAGACAGCUCCUGGAACAGUGAUUUCCUUGGUAAAUGUUCUUUUCCUCUUAGAAGUGGAGUUGUGCGUGAUACUUGUGCUUUUAAAUAUGGCACAUUCUAUUUUAUCUAUGAAGUGAAAUGUGCUCCCAGUCUACAGGGCCCUCAGUGUAAUGAAUAUAGACCUUCUCCAAUGGCUGCCCCUCUGGCUGAUAUUUUCAGCUCAAGAAAUGGUGUUCUGGUUAAAGACCUGCCGAGGCUUGAAUUAGCUCUCAAUAAUACAGAUAAGUUCAAUUUCAAGAGUGCUUUUGAAAAGAUGAUGAUGCUGUGACCUGAAUUUUGAAUCCCUCCUUUAUGCAUGAAGUCUAACAGCACCUAAACUGCACUUUCAUCUGCCAGAAAAAAAAAGUGUAUCUGUAACCUUUGCUUACUUAUAUUCCCAUUCCCUUUCUGUAUUCUUGCAUUAAUAAAGCAUUCAU
This is a messenger RNA of Onychostoma macrolepis, 1884 nucleotides long. Its product is annotated as perforin-1-like. The record is from RefSeq and is a predicted model, not a curated record. The transcript is spliced from 3 exons. The coding region runs from base 18 to 1736 and encodes 572 amino acids. NCBI's taxonomy places the organism in Eukaryota, Metazoa, Chordata, Actinopteri, Cypriniformes, Cyprinidae. Gene Ontology annotation, biological process: immune response. Gene Ontology annotation, cellular component: membrane attack complex.